Messenger RNA from Ambispora leptoticha, 552 nucleotides. Lineage: Eukaryota; Fungi; Glomeromycota; Glomeromycetes; Archaeosporales; Ambisporaceae. The record is from the annotation of a GenBank genome assembly.
AUGACAGGAGGACCAACGAUUGGAUUAUGCUUCAAUCCGUGGCCAAGAAAACCCUUGGCAAAAGACGCAGAAAUUUCAUGGUUAGAUGCUACUGAUGCUUUAUAUUGGAAAACAGAAGAAAAUAAAGAAAGCUAUACGGGUAAAAUUGUGACGCUGUAUCAAGUGUGUUUCUUUAACGUAAAAACCACGUUUAGCACGGUUUCACCUGGAACAUACGAUGUCGUCUGGCGUUUGAAAGUUCAUCCCGAACAUAAAGGACUUACUAACCUGAAAUUCACUGCAGAAGUCAUCGAACAGGUUAAAAAGGCCCCUUCUGGCUUUAAAGGUUACAACAAACUCGAAACUUACGAUUCGAAUGAAGCUCUAUUCAAAGACUUGGCUAGUAAAUACCGUUGGGUUGAUCUGACGCUUCCGUUUAAAAUAACGAUUCCGGAGGAACGACUGAUUGGUGACGAGUCUACUUGGUAUGAUGUCGAAGUGAAGAUUUUCGAUCAUUCUGGAUAUUGGAAGAGCGGUUUGUCUCUUGAUAACGUGUGUCUUCGACCUUACUAA